Messenger RNA from Trichomonas vaginalis G3, 1318 nucleotides. Its product is annotated as organellar and viral DNA polymerase type B. The annotation marks the transcript as partial. NCBI's taxonomy places the organism in Eukaryota, Parabasalia, Trichomonadida, Trichomonadidae. The transcript has a single exon. The record is from RefSeq and is a predicted model, not a curated record.
AUGUAUCGGAAGUUGUCUAAGUUAGAACACUCGGAAAUAAAACAACUUCUUACAGAAGCUAACAUAGAAGUAGCAAAGCAUUACGCAACAAACAAAAAAGCACUCGCUGACAUCCUCAAUGACUAUAAUGGUGCAAUAAGUUAUGAUAGAAUUCAUGAGUUCAUAAAGCCGCAACGCGGCGAGGACGAAGUCCAUGCAAGAGCAUUUCCUUUAAAUGACGUUGCUAUUGACUUAUAUCAUAGACGUUCAGUACCUCAUGAAGUAAGAAGAGAAAUGUUUGACAUAACAAAUGCAAACGUUGGUCAUACUCGUAAAGCUCUUUCGCAUGAUGUUCGUCAAGAGAUGUUUGACAUAACAAAUGCAAACGUUGGUGAAACACGAAAGAGAGACGACACACUGAAACAACAGAGAAGAGAGAUGUUUAAGAGCGCUAUAGAACAAGUUCGCAAAGCUAACGAUGUCAUUCGUUCCAUUGACGACAAACCAAAAGAAGGUGAGAGAUGGUUAAAGAAAGAUGAAGAGAAUAGGAAGAGAAAUGUGAAGUCAGGCAAUAGACUCAUUGACUUUAACAUCGAAGCUUUAGAUGAACCAAACAGAGACUACUUACACAAACAUUUCGGUAAGGUUUUCAUGAGACUCUUAGAGAAGAUUAAAAUAAACUCCCAACAAAGAUGGAUGGUAUGUUAUAAACUUGGUGGAAAGUAUGAAUGUUCUACGUUAAACCUCAAUAAUAUUGGAACAUUACUACAUCAGCUCUUGAAGGAGAACUUUAUAUCAGAGAUAGAAGCAAAUGCUGCAGGUAUUGUUGAAAUGCACUAUGACUUCUUCUUGACAAACAUAAAGAAUCUUACUGAAAUAAAGAUGUAUGAUUUAACUGAAUAUGAAGGCUUAACGAUGUCAGAUGUAAAGAAAGGCAAACCAAAAAAGAGACCAUAUAGAGAUGAAAGCACACUGACAGAAAGACAGAAAAGAUUAUUGAACAGACUUAAACAAACAGGAGAUAAACAAGAUAUAGAUGACUUCUGGAAUGAAAUCCUUGGUGAAAAGAAGUUUUAUAAGAAGAGAAGCGGUCAGUUCUGGAAGUAUCUUUGCACAUUACCUAUAAAUCUUGAACGCUACCAAAUCUUCAAUGAACUGAACAAAAGAACUGCAACACUUAUGACAGAGGACAAUUGUUUCGUUUAUGCUUGCAUUCAGGCUGGAGUAAAUGAAGAAACUAUUGACCACAUGAGAGAAGUCAUUCGUGUUAGAGACUUUCCUCAAAGUAAAGUACAAGAAAUUUCCGAUUCAACAGGUAUAGCAUUCAAUGUUACCAUUG